AUGUUGAACCUUGCCGUGUGGAAUGUCCGUGGGCUGAAUAAACGAGACCAUCGGCUUGCAUUAAAGGACCUUGUCUCAGAAUUCAGGUUAUAUUUCUUGGGCAUACUUGAAACGCGUGUUCAACUGAAUAAUGUUAUGCAUAUACAGUCCUAUUUGCUACCUCAAUGGAAGUGGUUUGCUGAUUAUAAUUCCAAUGGAAACCGUAUAUGGCUAGCGUGGGAUGAGAAUUUUAUUGAUGUCCAUGUUCUUGACCUGGGUGAACAAUUCGUGCAAUGUCGUAUCACUAGUAGAGCUGUCAAUGAAUCUGUUAUUGUUACUGUUGUUUAUAGUGCAACUGAGGUGACUGACCAUCAGAUUUUGUGGACUGCACUGGAGACACUCGCUCAGCAGUGCUCAGACGUCCCAUGGUUGGUGGGAGGGGACUUUAAUGCAGUACGAGACCUUAAUGAGGUAUGUGGCAUUUCAGGAGAUAUAAGAAUGGCCACAGCAGAAUUUAAUAACGGUAUUCUGGAGGCGGGCCUGAUUCCACUUCCAAUGCAAGGUGAAUGGUUUACAUGGCAUAAUUGCAGUACAACCGCGCGGAGUUUAUGGAAGCGGUUGGAUCGGAUUCUUAUUAAUGAUCGUUGGCUGGCAAGGUUCCCUACCUCAUCCUAUCAUAGUCUUACAACACGGACAUCUGACUACUCGCCACUGGUUCUACAUGGGGAUUCACAACAACUUAAUGGAGGUAUGUUUCGAUUUGAUAACUAUCUGGCCCUUUCACCUGAGUUCAUUCCCAAUGUACAGAGCAUUUGGCAUCAUGAGGUUGUUGGUAUACUUAUGGAUGCCGUGACAUGUAAACUGAAGGCAUUUAAAUCGGUCUUCCGACUACAGAGGAGGAAUAAGUGGGAUUUGACGCUGAAUGUCCAAUUAGCUAAAGGUUUUCUCGAUGAAGCACAACAAUUGGUGAGCUCUGACAGACAGAAUGAGCUCUACUUACUCCUGGAAUAUUGUUGUCGAAUCAUUUAUGCUAAAGCGACAAAACUCGAACAAAUUAUGUUGCAGCAAAGAGCUAAGAUGCAGUGGAUGAAAGACGGAGACCAAUGUUCCAGGGUUUUCUUUCAUAAGAUUGCUCAGAGACAAAACCUUUUAGGAGGUACCAGACGACGGUUGACAGUGGAUAUUCGAUACCUUAGACCAGGGGUGAGGCACUGUAUUACUGAUGAGGAAGCUAGCCACUUACUCCUACCAUUAUCGCCGAAUGAUGUGAAACAAGCAGUGUUUGAUAUCGCUAAAGACAAGGCGCCGGGACCUGAUGGUUACUCGUUAGGGUUUUUUAAGGCGGCUUGGCCUGUGGUGGGGGAAGAAGUAACGAGGGCGGUUCUGGAUUUCUUUUCUACCGGAAAACUACUGAAACAGAUCAACUCCACAAUUUUGGCUUUAAUACCAAAGGACAUGCAAUUCACCUAUCAUUUGAAGUGUGAGAGUUCCAAGGUUUUCCAGAUGGGAUUUGCAGACGACCUACUUCUUUUCUGCCGAGCUGACUUUGACUCCAUCAGAGUCUUCAAGGAGGGAAUGGACUAG
Molecule: messenger RNA, 1563 nt
Organism: Sesamum indicum (sesame)
Lineage: Eukaryota; Viridiplantae; Streptophyta; Magnoliopsida; Lamiales; Pedaliaceae
Source: RefSeq, a predicted model, not a curated record